GUGUUUGCAGGACUGCAGGAAUGAGAAAGGAUGGGGACACAAGUUCCUUUUAAUUCAGUUUUGUUUCAGCAAGCAGUGCUCCCUCAUACAGAGCAGGUCAGUGUGGGCAGUUGUGGUAGGUCUAUGCCAGCAAGAUCUGGCCCCUUAUUGUUAAUUGGCAUAAUGGGCUUCCUGUGGACAAGGUGGAACCUUGUAGCAUCAAUUUAUGGAAAUGACACAUGGUAGAUGAAUUGCCAUAGUGUUGGUGGGUGGCAGGAGUAUAGGCAGGGGGAGAGUUGAUUAGAAUGCAAGAGGGAAAAUGGAAUUAGUGUAGAGUUGGUGUAGAUAGUUGUCUUGGACAUGGUGUACCAGGGGACCUGUUUCUGCCUGUAUGACUAUUCAUAAAUUUGCACUAUGGGGUGAUAGUUAAAGCCUUAACGUGGUAGGAAGUGUGCAAUGUUGAGGAAGACCAUUUGAUGUUAGACCCAUAGUUACUAAAGCUUUCCACCAGCCUCCUUUGAAUGACGCAAUGAUUCUUCAACUCUGCUGCUUUGUUUGAAGGUAAAUUACCAGUUAAACCGAGUUUGGUCGUUCUGUAUAAAAUGUACUUGUGACCAGGCCAGAGAUCAAUCUUAACGGGCCACCUUUCCUUGUUUCUUUUUAAGGUAAUGAGGUGAUUUCUGUUUGGAGUGGAAAUGACUGGCCCAUAAGAUUUUUUUUACUUCCUUCCUUCCUCUUGUCCAACUGUUCAAAAGGCAAAUCUUAAUAGGGCAUACGACUGCAUAACCAGCCAGAUUGAAAAAUCAUCAAUGACGAGUGCAGACUCCAGGUGUGAGAAGAACAGUACAUUCAAUGAAAAAUUAGAAUUGAAAUGCACAUGUGAUGUGACACUGUGGACGACUACACUGGAAGAAAGCAAAUCCCUUUGAGAAACUUAAAAAGCAUUUAUCCUUUAUCUUGCCUGAGAAGGUCUGGAAUAGUUUUAAACGUGGAGACUUCACCUGAAAUCCACAGUUCCACAGAUCUCAACCCUAAACCACAAAGAUGUCUGAUGAACGUCGAGAUAGCUCGAGCAGCUUACAGAGGAAAAAGCCACCUUGGCUCAAGCUAGAAAUUCCUGCCAAUCAGCUGCCAGUAGAGGAGCCGCCUUUGAUGCCGCCUUUAAGGCAACAACUCUAUGUGCGGAGCGUCAGCAUGCCACCUGAAAGUACAAGGGUACCAUCUCCGCCAAACGAACAAAGGCGACCUACGUUCCAGAGGCAGACCUCAAUAACCCAGACCAUCAAAAGAGGUACAGCUGACUGGUUUGGGGUUAGCAAAGAUAGUGAUACCACCCAAAAAUGGCAGAGGAAGAGCCUUCGCCACUGCAGCCAGAGGUACGGCAAGCUUAAAUCGCACGUCAUCCGUGAAAUGGAACUACCUAGUCAAGACAACAUCUCGCUCACCAGCACAGAAACCCCUCCUCCUCUCUAUGUGGGGCCACAGUUUGGCAUGCAGAAGAUUGUAGACCCACUGGCCAGAGGAAGGGCAUUUCGAAUGCCAGAUGAAAAUGACGGCUACAGUGUUCCCCACACUCCAAUCACACCUGGUGCUGCAUCCCUGUGCUCCUUCACCAGCUCUCGCUCUGGAUACAACCGUAUUCCCAAACGAAGAAAGAGGGAAUCUGUGGCUAAGAUGAGUUUCAGAGCAGCAGCAGCCCUGGUAAAGGGGCGCUCUCUCAGGGAAAGUACAACACGACGGGCUCAGAGACGCAGCUUUACUCCUGCCAGUUUUGCAGAAGAAGAAACUGUGGAUUUCCCGGAUGAGUUGGAUACUUCAUUUUUCGCAAGGGAAGGAGUCCUACAUGAAGAGCUGUCCACUUAUCCUGAUGAGGUAUUUGAACCUGCGGAAGCAAUUACUGCGAAGGAAACAGAAGGCAACUCUCUGGAUCAGACUGAUCUGACCGGCAGCGCCUUAGAUAAAAGUGAACUCGAGAAAAGUCACCUAAUGCUCCCAUUGGAACGAGGCUGGCGGAAACAAAAAGAAGGCACACCACCUCAGCCCAAGGUUCGCUUAAGGCAGGAGGUUGUCAGUGUGAGUGGCCAGAGGAGAGGCCAACGUAUUGCAAUACCGGUCAAGAAACUGCUCGCCAAGGAGAAGAGACCUUAUGGACUAGGGAUGGUGGGAAAGCUAACAAAUCGAACGUACCGCAAGCGAAUAGACAGCUAUGUGAAGAAGCAAAUAGAUAAUAUGGACGAUCACCGGCCAUUUUUCACAUAUUGGAUUACAUUUGUGCAUAUACUGAUCACUAUACUAGCAGUGUGUAUCUAUGGAAUUGCUCCAAUAGGAUUUUCUCAACAUGAAACUGUAGAUUCAAUUUUAAGAAAUAAAGGUGUCUAUGAAAAUGUUAAAUUUGUGCAGCAAGAAAAUUUCUGGAUUGGACCAAACUCUGAGGCUUUAAUCCACCUUGGAGCAAAGUUCUCUCCUUGUAUGAGGCAAGAUUCACAAGUGCAUGAUUUAAUCACCCAGAAGAGGCAAGAGGAAUAUAAAUCUGCCUGCUGUGUACGGAAUGACAAGUCAGGAUGCGUUCAAACCUCAGAGAAAGAUUGCUCGUCAACACUUGCUGUAUGGGUAAAAUGGCCACAUCACAGUAGCACUCCAACAUUGGGCGAUGGAACUCCCCGCCGUCAGGGUUCAGUGUGCCAUCAGGAUCCAAGGGUUUGUGUUGAACCUGGCUCUGUUCCUCCUCAUGUAUGGCCUGAUGACAUCACUAAAUGGCCGAUUUGCACUAAAAGUACUGCUGGAAACCACACGAACCUUCCACACUUGGACUGUGUGAUUACAGGCCGGCCCUGCUGUAUUGGCACCAAGGGGAGAUGUGAGAUUACAUCAAGGGAAUAUUGCGAGUUCAUGAAAGGUUAUUUCCAUGAAGAAGCAACACUCUGCUCUCAGGUGCACUGUAUGGAUGAUGUAUGUGGACUUCUACCAUUCCUCAACCCUGAAGUGCCUGAUCAGUUUUACAGACUCUGGCUUUCACUCUUCCUACACGCAGGGAUUCUACACUGCUUUGUGUCCAUCUGCUUCCAAAUGACGAUCCUUAGGGACCUGGAAAAAUUGGCAGGGUGGCUUCGGAUUUCCAUAAUUUACAUCCUGAGUGGGAUCACAGGAAACCUGGCCAGUGCCAUAUUCCUGCCUUAUCGAGCAGAGGUUGGACCAGCAGGAUCACAGUUUGGCAUCCUUGCCUGCCUUUUUGUGGAGCUCUUCCAGAGUUGGCAGAUCCUAGCCAGGCCUUGGAAGGCAUUUGUCAAACUUGUGGCGCUUGUCCUCUUCCUCUUUGCCUUUGGUCUCCUCCCAUGGAUUGACAAUUUUGCCCAUAUUUCUGGCUUCAUCAGUGGAUUCUUCCUUUCGUUUGCAUUCCUCCCAUAUAUCAGCUUUGGGAGAUUUGACUUGUACCGCAAGCGAUGUCAGAUCAUGAUCUUCCUUGUCACCUUUGUAGGACUGUUUGCAGGAUUGGUGGUCUUGUUUUACGUCUACCCAAUAACUUGUGAAUGGUGUGAAUAUCUGACUUGUAUUCCCUUCACAGAUAAAUUCUGUGAAAAAUAUGACCUCAAUGCACAUUUGCAUUAAUCAGUCUGCAAGGCGCAUCAAUCAAUGUUACAGAUUUGGUUGUCGGCAGUAUUUGCAUCAUGGAGUCUCUAAGAAGAAUUUGCUCUACCAAAAUGUUGAUGGUGAUAUUCAAGUAAUCCUUCAGAUCCUCACCUGAUGUUGUCUUUUUUAAUUCAAAAAUUACAUUUAGCACUUGAUGCUCAAUUUACAUCUCGGGACUGUGGACACCAUUUCUAAGUAUGACCUACGUGCCUUCCCCAUUAUUUUUGAACCAACGUUUUGUGCUGCCAAUUUUGUAUUACACUAGUUUUAGCACUAAAUCAAAUCUUGUAUUGUUUACUACUGCUAAAGUGGUGAUAAAUUGCAGGUAGUGUUUUAGCUACCAUUUGACUGGACUGCAAGUUUGCAGAAUACAUUAUAGAAGCCUUACUGAGUCUUCAAUUUUAAAUUUGAAUGUUGUCAUCAUCUUUCCCUCAGCUUGCUCUUGAAAUGACAUGAUCACAGUUAUAAGAUUCCAAGGAUAGAAGAUCAUUGUUAAACACAUGAAAAUUUACAUUUAUAAUUAUUUCAAGAAAAUCUAAUUCUUGUCACACCCUCCUCCUCCUCACUCCCCACUUAUUGUGAACUCUGCCAUUUAUUUGACUUUGGAAUUUUUUUUUUACUAUCAUUGUACUGCUGGUUUCAGGUAGAUAUGUUACAGGCAUGGAACUUCAAACCUAAAUGGAUCUGAAUUAAAUUAAUGCUCACACCCAAUAUCAGAAUAAUGGAACUUUAAAAAAAAUCCUAGCCAUAGCUGAAUUAUUGUUACUUAUUCUCCAUUUCACUCAUGAUGUAUUUUGAGGGAAUACAUUUUCUGCAAGUAACAAAUUGGAUCUGUGAUUAAAAUUGACAAUUUAUAAACACUAACCAUGUUUCUGACAACAAUAAAAGUUCAUUGGCUGUAUUAUUUGGUGGGUUA
Pristis pectinata (smalltooth sawfish) is the source of this 4522-nucleotide messenger RNA. Its product is annotated as inactive rhomboid protein 1-like. Gene Ontology annotation, biological process: regulation of epidermal growth factor receptor signaling pathway; regulation of protein secretion. Lineage: Eukaryota; Metazoa; Chordata; Chondrichthyes; Rhinopristiformes; Pristidae. Gene Ontology annotation, cellular component: endoplasmic reticulum membrane. The record is from RefSeq and is a predicted model, not a curated record. Gene Ontology annotation, molecular function: serine-type endopeptidase activity. Bases 1024 to 3585 code for a protein of 853 amino acids. The transcript has 20 exons.